Messenger RNA from Salvia splendens (bonfire salvia), 3294 nucleotides. RefSeq names its product disease resistance protein RPP13-like. The record is from RefSeq and is a predicted model, not a curated record. The transcript has 2 exons. Bases 1256 to 2614 code for a protein of 452 amino acids. Lineage: Eukaryota; Viridiplantae; Streptophyta; Magnoliopsida; Lamiales; Lamiaceae. Gene Ontology annotation, molecular function: ADP binding.
AUUGGCAUACACCUUAUGAAGCUGUGGAAUCCCUGCAACUAACCUUACGCAUAAUCCUUCAACGCGACGAUCUCCAACGAAUUAUAUCCAUCCACGACAAAGCUGUUGGCUUAGAAUUGAAUCUCAAGCAUUUUUCAGGAAAAGAAGUAAUAAGGGAGGUAGCAAAUACAUCAGAAGAGAUUAUUCAAUAUCUUUUCUCCCCACAAAAUUUAUCAGCUGAUUGUGGAUCCAUAGAACCGAGUGUCAGACUUUCAGACCAAUUGGGGGAGUUGGCUGAGGAGCUCGAUUCAACUGUUGGAUAUGUCGUUGACUACUGCAAGAUCUCACUCCGGCAACAGAGUAAUGUUGCGGUUGGUUUUUGGCGAGGAUGUGACAAAUUCUACUGCUGCUACAUCAUCAUCAUCAUCAUCAUCAUCAAGACCUGCACCUACAAUCACUUUUUUUGCGGCUGACUUUGAUGAAGAUCCUAGUGCUUCACCACCCACGAGCAGAGAUGAUGUGGUUGGUUUUGAUAAAGAUAUACUACACAUGAUCGACCGAAUAACUGACUAUUCGUAUUCCAACCAAGAAAUCCUGCCUAUUGUCGGAAUGGGAGGCAUUGGCAAGUCCACACUUGCUAAAUAUAGUUAUCACCAUCCAUUGAUCAUGGAGCAUUUUGAUAUUCGAGGUUGGGUCACAAUAUCACAAGAUUAUAUUAUACCAAGUAUUCUCUCACAAUUACUAGCUUCGCUCAACGGAAAAGUACAUCAAGUUGGAAGGGAUUCAUUGAUAGUAAUCAAAGCUGAGAAGCUUGAAAUUUACAAAAUCUUAUUGGGGAGGAGGUAUCUCAUAAUAAUGGACGAUAUGUGGAGUACGGAAGCUUGGGAUCACGUGCAGAGGCUAUUUCCAAACAAUCAUAAUGGAAGCCGGAUCAUAUUAACCACACGGCUAAUGGAAGUGGCAACUUAUGCUGCCACUGGGCAGAAAAUUCAUAUGAUGAGUUUCUUGGAUGACGAACAAAUUUGGCGAUUGUUCCACCACAAGGUUUUCGGAGAUCAAGAUUGUCCUGAUGAGCUACGUAGUGUUGGAGAAAAAAAUAGUAAAAGGAUGUGGAGGACUGCCCCUCUCAAUUGUUACUGUGGCAGGACUUUUAUCGAGGAUUCCUAGAACUCCCAAGUUGUAGCAGCGAAUUGAAGUAAAUGAUGGGCAGUUGGGAUCAAUAUUAUCAUUGAGCUACAACCACUUGCCUCCACACUUGAGGAAGUGUUUCUUGUAUAUGGCAGCCUUCCCUCAAGAUUAUGAGAUCCAUGCCUCUGAACUCUUCAAACUUUGGGCAGCUGAGGGCUUUAUAGAAUGGCGAAAUGAAUCUGAAAGCGUAGAACUAGUUGCGGAUGACUACUUGGAGGAUCUGAUCAAGCAAAGUCUAGUUUUGAUCACUAGCCGGAAAAUUGAUGGCAAAAUCAAAAGUUGCAGGCUACAUAGUAUGGGGCGGGACUUUUGUGUGAGACAGGCUGGGCGAGAGAAGUUCAUUCUUUCUGUUAUGGACUACUUCCCUACUCUUAUCUUGAGAAGACAUUUUCUUCCACAAGUCCUCCAAAAUCAUCACCGUGUAAGUGUUAGUUGGCAUGAUUUACAUCUUCAAGACUCUAUGCAUAGCUCAUGCACCGCUUCUAUUAUAUGCAUCCCACAGAGAGGGUAUAGGCCCAAAGGCUCUGUAGAGAACUUUACUUCACUUAGGGUACUUCACGUUUUACGUAGUAAUGAUCAUUCAUAUUGGGAGCUAGGUCAAGUGUUUAAAUUGAUUUAUCUCACUUACCUUGCUUCCAACAUUCCCGAUGAUAUUGUCCCUCCAGCUAUAGCAAAGCUUCAGAAUCUGCAGACUUUAAUUAUUUAUAGAUCUUACGUUCGUUUGCCCGUAGAGAUUUGGAGUCUGAGGCAGUUGAGACAUCUUAUUGCCUUCUCAUUUCAACCUUUACCCCUUCCCGAAAGAGUAACUCUUUCUCGAGUAAACUUGCAAACGCUUUCCAUGGCAAUAGACUUAGUGUGCAGUGUUAAGAUGGUGAAAAUGAUUCCCAACAUAAAAAAAUUGGGAAUAUGUUACUCUGGAACGAAGUUUGGUGCUGAAUAUUAUUAUACUGACAAUCUUAUACGCCUGCGUCAAGUUGAGAAGCUGAAAUUGGAGAUAUAUGGUUCAUGUGUGCCACGUCUGACUUGUUUACCUUUGUCGCUGAAAAAGUUAGAACUGAGUGGCCGGUGGAUUUCAUGGAGAGAUAUGACGAUUGUUGGUUCGUUGCCUAAUCUUCAAGUGUUGAAACUAAAGAACUAUGCUUGCUAUGGGGAACACUGGGGUACCAUUGAGGGGGAAUUUGGUAAUCUGAUAUAUCUGCUUAUUGAUGAAUCAGAUCUCCAGUGUUGGAGAACUAAAUGGACCCACUUUCCAAGCCUCCAGUGCCUAAUGCUUCAUCGUUGUCUAUACUUGGAUGGGAUUCCAAAUGAUGUUGCAGAUAUUCAAACACUGAAACUGAUUGAGAUUGAUGAUCUUAACCAAUCUCUUUUGUACUCGGCAAAAAAAAUACAAGAGGAACGUCAAGACUGGGUAAAAGAAGACCCAAAGGUUGUUGUGAAGCGUUCUUGAUCCUCUUUCAAACUUGAUUGUGUGUGUGCUUUGACAUCAGAUGCAAAGCUUUGAUGAGGUAGCUACUGAAGAGGCAGGGAAUUAAAGGUGCAAUGGUUGGUGAUGUUUGUUUUAAGUGUGCAAGACAAAUGUUGUGUUAUCAGAUAUUGUAUAAUGAAAUGUGAAUGGUUGGUGAUGUGUGUUAAGGAGGCAUGUUUGUUUAGAUUAACAUUCUUGUUUACAUUGUUUACUCUACAGUCAACAUAGGGAAGAAAUUGGAUUUUAAGAAUAGGACUUGGUUGAUCACAACUAAUGAUGAAAAUUUUAGCCACUUUCGCUUCUAGUAAUAGGUGGCAUCCUUGCCACAAGGUAUUCGGCCUCAGAUAUGAAUGUGACAAAGAAAUCGUGUGAUGAAGUGUCCACACAUGUGAGCAAGUUAUGGGCCCACCACGCUACUUCCUUUGAGUCCAUCAUGAGAUGACCUCCCCUACCUUUAAUGUACUUUACUUCGAGAAGCCUUGGCAUGUGUUCGGGUUGGAGGAAGAAGCUAUUGCUAUCGAUACCAUAUUAAACCGAAAGCAAUUGAGAACCCGCGGUGAAGAAAUAAGGAGAUCUUUCUAUAUCGAAAUAUCAGUUGAAAAAUUCAUAGGAAAAUUUCUGGAUCGCCCACUUUAGUCCCGUCUCCUGUCGCAUGUUAACAU